ACGCCACCGGGCCGGUAGUGACGUCACGAGAUUUGGAAUUCGCGGGAGAACUCGUCUCCGCGUCCGGACGGGGAGAGUGCCCGCGCGCGGGACUUUCAAGCGUCUGACCCCGGGAAUUCGAGCAGGCAUGAGCCUCUGGGUGGACAAAUACCGGCCCUGCUCCUUGGGACGGCUGGACUAUCACAAGGAGCAAGCGGCCCAGCUGCGCAACCUGGUGCAGUGUGGUGAUUUUCCUCAUCUCUUAGUGUAUGGACCAUCAGGUGCUGGAAAAAAGACAAGAAUUAUGUGUAUUUUACGUGAACUUUAUGGUGUUGGAGUGGAAAAAUUAAGAAUUGAACAUCAGACCAUCACAACUCCAUCUAAAAAGAAAAUUGAAAUUAGCACUAUUGCAAGCAAUUAUCACCUUGAAGUUAAUCCCAGUGAUGCUGGAAAUAGUGACCGGGUAGUAAUUCAGGAGAUGUUGAAAACAGUGGCACAGUCACAGCAACUUGAAACAAACUCUCAAAGAGAUUUUAAAGUGGUAUUAUUGACAGAGGUUGACAAACUCACCAAAGAUGCUCAGCAUGCCUUGCGUAGAACCAUGGAAAAGUAUAUGUCCACUUGCAGACUGAUCUUGUGUUGCAAUUCUACAUCUAAAGUGAUACCACCUAUUCGUAGUAGGUGCCUGGCAGUUCGUGUGCCUGCUCCCAGGAUUGAAGAUAUUUGUCAUGUGUUAUCUACUGUGUGCAAGAAGGAAGGUCUGAAUCUUCCUUCACAACUGGCUCAUCGACUGGCAGAGAAGUCGUGCAGGAAUCUCCGAAAAGCCCUACUUAUGUGUGAAGCCUGCAGAGUGCAACAAUAUCCUUUUACUGCAGAUCAAGAAAUCCCUGAAACAGAUUGGGAGGUCUAUCUCAGGGAGACCGCCAAUGCUAUUGUCAGUCAGCAGACUCCACAAAGGCUCCUUGAAGUUCGUGGAAGACUUUAUGAGCUUCUAACUCAUUGUAUUCCUCCUGAAAUAAUAAUGAAGGGCCUUCUCUCAGAACUUUUACAUAAUUGUGAUGGACAACUGAAAGGGGAAGUGGCCCAGAUGGCCGCUUACUAUGAACAUCGUCUACAGCUCGGUAGCAAAGCCAUUUAUCACUUGGAAGCAUUUGUGGCCAAAUUUAUGGCACUUUAUAAGAAGUUCAUGGAGGAUGGAUUGGAAGGCAUGAUGUUUUGACAUCUUGAGGUCUAUCCUUAAUUGUUCCUAAUAUUUCUCAGUAUCAGCAUUUACAUUCAGUUUAUAUUGGAAGAGCUGCAGGUAAAAUAAACUAACUUUACUUA
Messenger RNA from Odobenus rosmarus divergens (Pacific walrus), 1302 nucleotides. It is a transcript of the gene RFC3, whose product is annotated as replication factor C (activator 1) 3, 38kDa. Gene Ontology annotation, molecular function: ATP hydrolysis activity; DNA binding; DNA clamp loader activity. The transcript has 9 exons. The record is from RefSeq and is a predicted model, not a curated record. Gene Ontology annotation, biological process: DNA repair; DNA-templated DNA replication. Gene Ontology annotation, cellular component: nucleus; DNA replication factor C complex. Lineage: Eukaryota; Metazoa; Chordata; Mammalia; Carnivora; Odobenidae. The coding region runs from base 128 to 1198 and encodes 356 amino acids.